Molecule: messenger RNA, 1488 nt
Organism: Bipolaris sorokiniana ND90Pr
Lineage: Eukaryota; Fungi; Ascomycota; Dothideomycetes; Pleosporales; Pleosporaceae
Exons: 1
Coding region: 1-1488 (495 amino acids)
Biological process (GO): regulation of DNA-templated transcription; rRNA processing
Molecular function (GO): snoRNA binding
Source: RefSeq, a predicted model, not a curated record
AUGGUCACAACACGAGGAGGAACAGAGACGCCAGGCGCGCCGACGCCCACUCCACGGAGCUCGACAAGAAAACAGGUUGGAAAGCGAGAACUGGAGUCGCUCGAGACACCAACACAGACGAAGAGGCAAAGAAAGGCGCCCAAGGCCACAGCAAGGAAAGGAAGUACGGUGGAGUCAAAAGGACAGGAAGAAUCUGCAGAUGAGCCUUCACAAGAAUCUUCAAACGAUACCUCGGACACAAUUGCUGCCAAUGCACGAGAAUUAGAAGUGCCCGAGACACCUAAGCAGAGCGGCUUGCCAGCUCGCCGAAAAUCAAGCCCACAAGUAGUCGUUGGUGCUGGUGCUUCAGAUCAAUCAUCCAACACCGUGGAAAAGGAAGAUGAAGUGCCAUCGACUGUGCAAAACCCUGCAUUUUACACACCAACACAGGCCCCCGGGUCCGUUUAUGCCACGCCAGCUACACACAAGCGGCCAGAGGGCUCGCCCACGCCCAAAGCUAAGAUCCUAAACGAUCAGACACCAUCGACGGCAGUGAAAAAGGGGAGAGGGCGUCCCAAGAAGACACCACAAAAGGAGCUUAUUGAAGAAACAGACGAGGUACCGUCUUCUACCUACGAGAGCGAAAUGGCACCUAUACCCUCGCAAGACGCUGCACCUCCCUCAGCGCAGCCUGAGAAGGCACACAUGCGCUUCGGCAGCGAGGAGCCUGUGCCGACACCAGCCUCGCCAGUCAUGAAUAAGCAAGGCAGCAAGCGUUACGAAGCCGCAGAGCCUGUAAUCAAACCAUCCCAAGCAGACGAAGACGACGCCAGCGACUCAGACGACGAAGCCCCCGAAGUCAUCACCAUCGCAGCCGCAAGCUCCAAAGCCCUCGCCGCCCGCGCCGAAGCCGACCGCGCCCAAAAAGCCCAACAAGCCAAAGAAGACGCCAAACGCAAAGCUCGCGAAGAAUUCCUCGCCGCCCAACAAGCCGCCAAGCGCGAGCGCGAAGAAAAGAAGGCAAAGAAACUCGCCAAACAGGCCGCCAAAGAAGCCGAAGCAGCAGCUACAGACGCUCCCUCCGCCGAGCAAGAAUCAGACUCCGAACACCCCACGCAAAUCGACACAUCCAACGGCCUUCUCCCCGCCUCCCUCCUCGCCACAAUCGACGACCAGCGCCCGCCCACACCCCCACCCGAGCGCCGCGGCAAGACCGAAGAGGAAAAGCGAAAAGAGAAGCUGAAUCAGCAUAUCAAGUUCCUCGAGCGCACUGACAAGCCCGCCAAGGAUAUCAAAAAGGGUAAACUCAAUGUCGCUGUGUUGGCGCAGCAGAAUAAGGUUAUGCCACCGAAGGUGAAUCGGGAUUCGAAGAAUGUGAGGGAGCAUUGGCUUAAGGGGAGGCAGGUGGAGAAGAGGAUGGUGGGUAAGAAGGGUGGGGUUGUGAGGGUGGGUAGGAUGGAGAGGAGACCGCAUGGGAAUCGGGGAUUCUUGAGGGAUGGGGAUGAGUAG